Molecule: messenger RNA, 1679 nt
Organism: Lentinula edodes (shiitake mushroom)
Lineage: Eukaryota; Fungi; Basidiomycota; Agaricomycetes; Agaricales; Omphalotaceae
Exons: 5
Coding region: 23-1537 (504 amino acids)
Biological process (GO): regulation of transcription by RNA polymerase II
Cellular component (GO): nucleus
Source: RefSeq, a predicted model, not a curated record
CUUUUUCUACGAACCAACGAUAAUGUUGGCCACUGUCUCGGUGCUCGGAAAACGAAAAGCAUCAGUCUCUGAAAACAAGGGCUAUGUUCUGCAUCUUAAUUCAAGCCCAGAGCCCCAGACCGCACUCUCCGAGUCGGACUACGAGCCCGAAGCAUCAUCUAGUAAAAAACCGGUCACCAUCAGUGGCAAGCUCAUAUCAGGGACAACAAAACGGUAUCAGUGCACUGUUGAUGGCUGCGGAAAAGCAUAUUCGAAGCCGUCGCGUUUAGAAGAGCAUUCACGCUCGCACACGGGUAUACGUCCGUUUGUAUGCAGCACUUGCCAGAAAUCCUACCUUAGGGAGACUCAUCUGCAGGCCCAUGCGCGUGUCCAUCUUCCUACAUCUGAGCGACCUUACGUUUGCUCAUUGCCAAACUGUGAAAAACGUUUUUGGACUCAACAACACCUACGCGCUCAUGUCGACUGGCAUAAGGGCCUGAAAACAUUCCCAUGUACAGAACCAGAUUGUAAUGAUAUGUUUGGAAAACAUCAUCAACUCCGUUCUCAUAUCUGCAGUGCACACUCUCCUCCCGGCACCAAACCUUAUUCUUGCACUCACGCAGGAUGCACAAAGUCUUUCGAUACUAAUCAACAUCUACGUACCCAUUCACGAGUGCACAAUGACAAACGCUACACUUGUGUCAAUGAAACGUGCCUGCCCACUGCUGAACUUCCCAUCGUUUUCUAUCCCACUUGGACGGCGCUUCAGCACCAUACGCGCAUGGCCCAUCCGCCUACUUGUACGGAUUCGUCCUGCAAUGGGCGUGUUUUUGCGUCCCAGAAAGGCCUGCGAGCGCACCAAAAAACCCACGAGCAGCGCGAUGAAGAAAUCCAGUUGAAUGCAGUCGUCGCUGAAUCUGACCGGGAUGACGAACAACCGCCAAAAAAACGUCGUAGGGGGGGUGAACAUGGAAGAGACUGGAAAUGUGAAGUCGAAGGUUGCGAAAAGGACUUCAAAUCUAGUAAAGCUCUGAAUGUGCACCACAAAGUCACUCAUUUAGGCCGUAAAGACUUCGUUUGCUCUCACGAAAGUUGUGGCGCCAGUUUUGGCUACAAGCACCUUCUUCAACGUCACGUCGUCAGGCUUCAUUUCAAACAUUCCGAUAAUUCCUCUGUUGACAAGAGGGAUGCUUACCAAGACGCUAGCUCUAGCUCAGGUUCUGACGUUGCAACUAAGCCGCUUAUGGGUAUCGAAGAUAUAACCGGCAGUGCCUACUCCAGUCGCGCUCAAGAGCUUCUAGGCACUACUCAAGCCAUACGAUGUCCUUAUCCUCAUCUCCAGGAUAUCUCUCUUGUCCUUUGUUCGAGAGAUGAUGAAACCGCUACCGAACAGCUCGGGGGAACGGAAAGCACACUAGCUGGUCCAAAUUGCGCCUACGUCUUCCGCCGCGCGUAUGAUUUGCGUCGACAUUUGCGUGCGAUUCAUAAGGUGGAGGUUGAGAAAGAGAGUACUGAUUCGUGGGUGAGCAAAAUGAAGCUGAAAAAAAUUGGUACAUAAAAUAGAAUUCUGUAUUCCCCUAUGUAGUACAUCCUAGUACAUCCCUACACAAUUGCAAUGUACAUAUGUACGUUAGUUAUUCUUAUGUCCUUCUUUAGCCCGCAGCAAUCAAAAAGGGCUGUGCUUGAGCCUUGGAAAAAUC